AUGAAUUUUGCUCCAGCUAUGGUGCCUGACGAUUUGUUGCAAGAUUGGACACAGGCAACUAGGGGACUGGAAGAAGUGUUUGAUGUUACUGUAAUGAGUCCAACAAUUUUACCAUCUUCUCAUGAGCCAGAGGAUAAGGAGCUUAAAGAGUUGAUUAACAAGUGGCCUGAAUAUCUUCCAGAACUAAGUGAAUUGCCUAUUGCAGGGAGGCUUGUGAAUAAUAUGCAGCAAGAUGGAAAAACUAGCUUACAAGUUACUCUAACUAAUUGCCUUGAACUUAGGCUUGCCAAAAACUUGAUUGGAUGGCUUCUUUAA
Fraxinus pennsylvanica is the source of this 315-nucleotide messenger RNA. The record is from the annotation of a GenBank genome assembly. Lineage: Eukaryota; Viridiplantae; Streptophyta; Magnoliopsida; Lamiales; Oleaceae.